CUUCCGGUUCCUCACCACCACCAAGCCUUUCCCUCUCGGUGGUCGCCGGGAGGAUUCCAACACUUUUCAGUGCCUUGACGGAAGUUGCUAUCAGCAUGGCGGCCUCCUACGAGGUGAGGCAUGGGGCAGGGGAGUGGGAUACCCACGAGCAGGCGGCAGAAGGUGAGUCCUGGCGCCCUUCUACCGCCCUUCUCUCGGAUGCUCCCUUGCAGACCGACACCGACACCGAGGCAGGGACGGAAGCCUCGGAGCCCCGGGAGCGGGACGCCCCGGAAGACAUAGUGUUGGAGGCUCCGGCCAACGGGCUCGCCUUCCACCCGGCGCGGAACCUCCUGGCCGCCGGGGACGUGGACGGGGACGUGUUCGUCUUCGAGUACUCCUGCCGGGAAGGUGAAACCAAGGAGCUCUGGUCCUCGGGACACCAUCUCAAGGCCUGCCGGGACCUGGCCUUCUCCGAAGACGGACAGAAACUUAUCACUGUUUCCAAGGAUAAAGCUAUUCAUAUCCUGGAUGUGGAGCGGGGUCGGCUAGAUAAGCGUAUUUCCAAGGCUCACAGUGUAGCUAUCAACAGCUUGUUGCUAGUAGAUGAGCAUCUGUUAGCUACAGGGGAUGAUAAUGGCGGGAUUCGGCUCUGGGACCAGAGGAAAGAGAGUCCAAUCAUGGACUUGAGGCACCAUGAGGAAUACAUUGCAGAUAUGGCUCUGGACCCUGCUAAGAAGCUGCUUCUUACUGCCAGUGGGGAUGGUUGCCUUGGUGUCUUCAAUAUCAAGCGGCAUCGAUUUGAACUUCUAUCAGAAGCACAGAAUGGGGAUUUGACCUCUGUUACUCUCAUGAAGAGGGGAAAGAAAGUUGCCUGUGGCUCUAGUGAGGGGACCAUUUACCUCUUUAACUGGAAUGGUUUUGGAGCAACCAGUGACCGUUUUGCCCUGAAGGCAGAGUCAGUUGACUGUAUUGUGCCCAUCACAGACAAUCUGCUAUGCACAGGCUCUACUGAUGGGAUUAUACGGGCAGUGAAUAUCCUGCCAAACCGGGUUGUAGGAAGUGUGGGGCAACAUGCUGGUGAACCUGUGGAACAGUUAGCCCUCUCCCACUGUGGUCAACUUCUUGCCAGCAGUGGCCAUGACCAUCGGCUUAAGUUCUGGAAUAUGACACAACUUCAUUCAGUGGUAGUGGAUGAUUAUCGGAAGCGAAAGAAGAAAGGUGGCCAAUUGCAGGCUCUGAGCAGCAAGGCCUGGGGCAUGGAUGAUUUCUUUGCUGGACUUAAGGAGGAGGAAGCCACAGUGCCUGCUUCUGUUGACAACGAUGAAGAAGAAGAAAGUGAGGACAGUGACUGAGAGGAAGAGUGAAGACAGGAUGACAAAACCCAGUGUGUCUAGGUCUGUGCUCUUGGGUUGCUGUUUUGUCAAGAUUGUAGUCUUCCACUUAAAAAGCUGAAAACUGAACAACCACUUGUCUCCAGCUGGCCCCUAAUCAAAAUGAGAAGAACCCUUGUAGAGGAUACAACAUGGACACAUAUACCAACCUUAGGUUUUUAAUUAAAUAGAAGAAAAACAGA
Molecule: messenger RNA, 1555 nt
Organism: Vombatus ursinus (common wombat)
Lineage: Eukaryota; Metazoa; Chordata; Mammalia; Diprotodontia; Vombatidae
Gene: WDR55
Product: WD repeat domain 55
Exons: 8
Coding region: 96-1334 (412 amino acids)
Molecular function (GO): protein binding
Source: RefSeq, a predicted model, not a curated record